AUGGUAAUACGAAGCCACACACAUCAACAACACCUCAAGGAUUUAGAGGAAGUCUUUCAACAACUCCGGCAUUACAACAUGCGUCUAAAUCCUAAUAAGUGUACUUUCGGGCUGUCCGCCGGAAAAUUCUUAGGUUUUAUGUUGACCCAUCGAGGAAUAGAGGCGAAUCCGGACAAGUGUAGGGCAAUAUUAGAGAUGCAAAGCCCGACUAAAUUAAAAGAUGUCCAGUGCUCGGUCGGACGUCUUACAGCUCUAUCACGAUUCAUACCCAGGCUCUCUGAUCACAUCAAGCCUAUUUUGAAGAAUAUGAAAAAGGACGUGCCUCGACAUUGGGACAACGAUUGCGAAGAGGCCUUUUCUAAAGUGAAAGGUAUUUUGACCAGUCCUCCUAUCAUGGCCCGUCCAACCGAGGGGUUCGAUCUAGCUGCAUCCAGCCACUCGAUAAGUGCAGCUCUCAUCCAGGAACACCCUGAUUUUAAGCUGAUAUAUUUUAUCAGUCGAACCCUACAGGGACCAGAAGAAAGAUACUCACAUGUAGAGCAAGUGGCGCUCGCCUUGCUCACAGCGGCGCGACGUCUCCGGCCGUAUUUUCAUAGUCAUCAGGUUGUCAUCCGGACGAAUCAUCCGAUCGCGAAGAUCCUUCGCAAGCCUGACUUAGCCGGCAGAAUUGUGGCAUGGGCGAUCGAGCUAUCUGAAUUCGGUUUACAGUAUGAGCCUCAAGGUUCUGUUAAGGGUCAGCACUUAGCCGACUUCAUAGCGGAAGCAUACCAUCCGGAAGAACCCAACAUUUGGCAUCUCAAUGUAGAUGGGUCUUCUGACAAAAGAGGAGGCGGCGCCGACAUAGUGUUAGAAGGUUCGGGCAAUCUUCUAGUCGAACAGGCAAUUCGCUUUAACUUCCAACUCAGCAACAAUCAGGCAGAAUAUGAGGCUCUCGUUAGUGGCUUGCUAUUGUCCAAAGAGCUGGAAGUCAAUCAUCUGGAGUGCAAAAUGGACUCUCAGUUGGUUGUGGGCCAACUUAAUGGCACUUUUCAGGUUAAGGACAACCAUUUGCUGCGAUAUUAUCACAAGGUCAAUGAUUUGAUCAAGUCAUUCACCAGUUUCUCUGUGACUCAUAUACCCCGAUCACAAAAUUCCCGGGCGGAUCUACUGUCAAAGUUGACUCAUUCUCGAGAAAAAUCCCAACUAUCUUCAGUGAUUAAAACUACGCUGCACAAGCCUUUGUUGGAAGCAUGUGCCGCUAACGUGACUACACCAAGAACUGACUGGCGGCAAGAUAUAAUACAACUCAUGAUUCAUCAAGAACAGGGAGGACGACUCAACAUACUUGAUUUUAAACGAAUCGCCCGUUACAUGUUAGUGGGAGAUGACCUCUACCGGCGCGGUUACACUACCCCAUUACUAAAAUGCUUAUCGGAGGAGGAGGCAAAAUACGUCAUGCAAGAGUUACAUCAGGGGAUUUGCGGUUCACAUUCAGGAAAAAGGAUGAUGAAAGCUAAAGUUCUACGAGCCGGAUUCUACUGGCCCUCUAUGGAACAAGAUUGUGCAACUUUCGUACAGAAAUGCAUCUCAUGUCAGUCCCAUGGACAUAACUUACGAAUUCCGCCUUCGGAAUUACAUGAGAUCAUCUCCCCAUGGCCCUUCGCACAAUGGGGAAUGGAUAUUGUCGGACCCGUGCCGCUCGGUAAGGCGCAAUGCAAAUACCUGUUGGUGGCGGUCGAUUACUUCACUAAAUGGAUUGAGGCAGAAGCCCUCGCAGUAAUAAGUGCUCAAAAGGUACAAAGUUUUAUCUGGCGCCUGAUUUGCAGGUUUGGACUACCGCACAAAAUCAUAACUGAUAACGGGUGGCAGUUCGUUGAACGCAAGUUAGAAGAUUUCCUCAAAGGACUGGGCAUUAAACAUGUCACAAGCUCAGUUGAGCAUCCGCAAACAAAUAGGCAGGCUGAGUCAGCCAACAAAGCCAUCAUUUCCGAGUUGAAAAAGAGAUUAGGGCGCGCAAAAGGAUUGUGGGUCGAAGAAUUACUUGAAGUACUUUGGGCAUACAGGUGCACACCGCACGGCUCAACAGGGGAAACCCCUUUUAACCUCACUUAUGGAACGGAUGCAAUGCUUCCGGUCGAAGUUGGUGAACCCACUAUACGCCGACAGAUGCAAGACAUGAGCAUUAAUGAAAACCUGUUGAGAGUUAAUCUGGACACUCUUCCUGAAAGACGUGAAGUAGCUAUGAUACGAAAUACAGCUCAGAAACGACUACUCAUACGACGAUACAACACAAAGGUCAAACCGCGAAGUUUUACCACAGGCGACCUUGUUUGGAGAAAGAGAGGUGAAGCCCGUAAAGAAAAGACCGUCGGCAAGUUAUCAGACAACUGGGAAGGACCCUUCCGCAUCACUGGAGCAUUUGAACGGAAAGGUCAUUCCAAAUACAUGGAACGCCACACAUUUAAAGUUCUACUAUAG
Vigna radiata var. radiata (mung bean) is the source of this 2457-nucleotide messenger RNA. RefSeq lists its product as uncharacterized. Bases 1 to 2457 code for a protein of 818 amino acids. Lineage: Eukaryota; Viridiplantae; Streptophyta; Magnoliopsida; Fabales; Fabaceae. The transcript has a single exon. The record is from RefSeq and is a predicted model, not a curated record. Gene Ontology annotation, molecular function: nucleic acid binding; RNA-DNA hybrid ribonuclease activity. Gene Ontology annotation, biological process: DNA integration.